GCGGGUAUUUUUGAAUAUGCUAUGGCUCAUGCUACGGUUUUUGUCUGCGUUUGUCUUCUGCUGUCUGCAGCUUCAGGGCAGAAAAAAAUCACAGCUGAGGAUGGACAGGAUGUCACUCUGACAUGCCGAGCUCCAAACAACAACAACAUCAUAGCUGUAAAGUGGAGCAGAGCUGACCUGGGAGAUAAAUAUGUCUUUUUGUACAAGGAUAAGCAUUUUGUUUUAGACAACCAGCAUCCAUCUUUUAAGAACCGGGUGGAUCUGCAGGACAGACAGAUGAAGGCUGGAGACGUGUCUUUGAUUCUGAGCAAUGUGACGAUUAAUGACACUGGAACAUACGAGUGUCGUGUCAUCCAGACAGGAACACAUGGUCUGAAGCUUAUCAGCAUCAUCCACCUGCGUGUUGAUCCUCCAGAUCAGAACAUCACAGCUCAGACUGGAGAGACGGUUACUCUUCCAUGUCAAGUUCCAAACAACAACUUCAGAGUCAUAGAGUGGAGAAGACCUGACCUGAAGCCAGAAAUAGUUCUCAUGUACAGGGAUGGGGAAUUUGUUCCAGACAACCAGCAUCCAUCUUAUAAGAACCGGGUGGAUCUGCAGGACAGACAGAUGAAGGAUGGAGACGUGUCUUUGAUUCUGAAGGAUGUGACGAUUGGUGAUGAUGGGACAUACACGUGUUGUGUCUUCAUGGAAGAAACACGCUCGUGGAAGCUCAUCAAUACCAUAACACUGACAAUUGAUCCUCCAGGUCAGCCAAGAGAAGUCACAGGGGAUGGAAGAGACAAGAGUGAAUCUGAUGGACUGAUAGUUGCUCUAUCAGUUUCUGCUGUGCUUCUUGUUGCUGCUGUUGUUGGAUUUUUGAUCUACAGAAAACGUAAACAACAGCAGAGUCGGGAUUCAUGUUAGCCUCCUAAUCAACUGCACACUGUUUGAAACCACCAAACAGCUAAAACAGUAAAUGAGAGCCUGUACACGGAUUCCACACAAAGACAUAAACACAAAGUGUGUCUCUAAUAAUGAUAUUUCGGUGCGUCCGUGCUUUGUUUACAUUGUUUUUUUGCGCUAGAUUCUGAAGCUCUAGGUUUUGUCUCUCCCCAACCAAAAUUGACUGAAACAGCAGCAAACGAAGAUCAAAACUACGCUUCACAUUUCGCUUCAAAAAAACAUCGUCAUGAAUUCACUCUGACUUUUGCUGUUUUGCUUCCAUCACAAUAAAAAUCACAAUCACUGCACA
Molecule: messenger RNA, 1234 nt
Organism: Oreochromis niloticus (Nile tilapia)
Lineage: Eukaryota; Metazoa; Chordata; Actinopteri; Cichliformes; Cichlidae
Product: CD226 antigen-like
Exons: 4
Coding region: 22-906 (294 amino acids)
Biological process (GO): T cell costimulation; positive regulation of T cell proliferation; immune response
Cellular component (GO): external side of plasma membrane
Source: RefSeq, a predicted model, not a curated record